GGUGAACUGAACUCUCCGGAAAACGUGUUUAUUUAUCACCAAAACGGAAAAAAAGUUUGCUUAAUCUGCUCGGUAACCAGCUUUAGCAUGAACUAGAUUAAAUGUAAGAAAGGAAACGUGUCUGUGCUUGUUUCGGAGUUCACAGCACAGCUGAGGACAGCGGAGGCCACGCCCACUGCAUCGUGCGUCACAAAAUAACACGGAAGUACUGUUAGACGAUGAAGCAUCAGCUCCUUUUAUUAGUUUAAGUAGGCUACAGGUUAAACAGGGUUUCUUUAUCGUGAUUUUUUUUUCUUUUUGUGAUUUAUGUGUUAAUAUCCCAGACAUCCCACUAAUCUAACAUCACUUUUCAUUCUCGCGCUUCUCUGAUUGGACAGAUAAUAAACAAAGAAUAACGCAAGCACUGAUUUCUGAGUUUUUUGACCUUCAGUGCCUGCUUUAUACAAAUAAAUAUCAUACCAUGGAAUGUGUCGGUUAAUUUUGUCCAGUUGCUAAUUUGGAAAUUGUAAAAAGUUUUUUUUUUGUUAUGGAUCAGUAUACGGUUCUUAAAGUCAUCGGUGAAGGAGCUUUCGGGCGUGCUCUCUUGGUUCAACCCAAAACCGACAAAGUAAAAUGGGUUAUGAAAGAAAUACGACUGCCAAAGGCAGAGGGCGGCAUGCAGCGCGCGCGCAGAGAAGCGGUGCUCCUGGCCAGAAUGAAGCAUCUAAAUAUUGUCGCCUUCAGAGAGUCAUUUGAAGAUGAUGGCCAUCUGUACAUUGUUAUGGAGUUCUGUAGUGGAGGUGAUCUUCUCCAGAGAAUGCGGCAGCAAAAAGGCUCUCUGUUCUCUGAGGAUGUGAUACUCAGGUGGUUUUCACAGAUGUGUCUGGGCACAAAGCACAUUCACGAUAAGCGAGUACUUCACCGAGAUUUAAAAUCAAAGAACAUAUUCCUGACAGAUGAAGGCACAAUCAAGCUGGGAGAUUUUGGGUCAGCAUGUGCUCUUAACAGUGCGAAAGGUUAUGCCCAGACCUAUGUUGGAACUCCAUACUAUGUGUCUCCAGAGAUCUGGGACAACCAACCAUACAAUAACAAGAGUGAUAUCUGGUCUUUAGGCUGUGUGCUCUAUGAACUCUGCACUUUACGUCAUCCGUUUGAGGCCCGUAGCUGGAAGAGUCUAAUUUUGAAAGUGUGUCGUGGGACAUACACACCUUUGCCCAGUCACCUUCCCUAUGAGCUUCACUACUUGAUUAAACACAUGUUUAAGACCAACCCGAGAGACAGGCCUUCCAUACACACCAUCCUCAGCUCCCACCGUGUGUCCAGACUGCUCCACAAACACCUACCUGAAGAGGAAUUGCCCAAGAAAGAAACCAAGGAACUGGCAGAGAAACGAGUAAACCAGUGGAGAAAAGAGGAAGGAGAGAAAGUGGCCAUGUUUCUGGGCCAGAAGAGCUUAUUAAACACAUCUACAGCUAAAGACACUAGUUUCAGAAAUGCGUCUGAGAAUCACAGGGGUAACAUAGCUACCCGAAAGAGGUGGGCAAAAGAACCCUCCAACACAGUGCUGCAGGUCCUUAGGAAUGCUGACAUCAUUUCCUCCGGUGACACGGCAACCACACAGGGGUCUGACUCCACAAAAGCGCAGGGAUUUAUGGAAAUGCAGAAACGGGAGAGAAGGCAGUGGGACAAGGAUCCACCUGAAAGACUUUUGAGCCUCUUGGAGAAAGCUCCUCUCAGCACAGCCUUCAACACCUACGUUAUCCACAGAAGCAAGCAGAAUGAUGAUGAUGUUCCAGAUGGUCCGGAGGAAGUGCACACUGACCAGAACAGACUGGAACCCCGUUCAGAUGAUGAAGACACGGAUUUUGAAGAGGACUGUCAUUUUAACUGGCAAGACGAGCUGGAGGAAAUUUUAAAAGAACACUAGAAAUGUUUAAUAUUCUCCCAGGUGUAUGUGUGUAUUUGAAUAUAGAAUGUACCAUAAGUUAAAUUUUUGUUUUACUUUGUAAAUAAAUGUGAUGACUAUGUAAGGAA
Messenger RNA from Pangasianodon hypophthalmus (striped catfish), 2013 nucleotides. It is a transcript of the gene nek3, whose product is annotated as NIMA related kinase 3. NCBI's taxonomy places the organism in Eukaryota, Metazoa, Chordata, Actinopteri, Siluriformes, Pangasiidae. Gene Ontology annotation, biological process: protein phosphorylation. The transcript has 13 exons. Bases 527 to 1906 code for a protein of 459 amino acids. The record is from RefSeq and is a predicted model, not a curated record. Gene Ontology annotation, molecular function: ATP binding; protein kinase activity.